Messenger RNA from Penicillium oxalicum, 1257 nucleotides. RefSeq lists its product as uncharacterized. The record is from RefSeq and is a predicted model, not a curated record. The transcript has a single exon. Bases 1 to 1257 code for a protein of 418 amino acids. NCBI's taxonomy places the organism in Eukaryota, Fungi, Ascomycota, Eurotiomycetes, Eurotiales, Aspergillaceae.
AUGUGCCUUUUCACGUUCCACCACUACCCACUCUGUGGGCACAUUGCAAAUUGGACAGUGAGCAGCUGCCAAGCUUAUACCACCACCCUGCGCAUGUUGAGCCACCAAGGUAUGUUUGAAUGCUGCGACAACAUUCACUCUGACCAUGAUGUUCUUUUCUCGCUCGACAGUGCCGACUGCAGUCAGUGCAGAUUACUGGCGGAUUCUGAGUCCACCGCGGAGGAUUCUCAUGCUCAUCAUGAAUACUUGGAAAUUGAGGGUUUGAAUUCACCCAAUCCGGUCCUCGACCUCUUUGGUUGCUUGAGCGUUCCUGAUCGGCAACACAUAGUGUGCCCUCGGUCGACUCCAAUGGAUGAUCUGACUCCAAUCGCCGACAAAUACACUUCAUUCCGACUGACAAAGACAUGCGAUGACCCCCACAACUGCUGCCAGAGAGCACCUGGACACGCUGUCACCGGUUGUCCCUCCGAAUACGUAGACGAGUCUAGCCCCAACCCCGCGUCUCCUCGCAAAGAGACCUUUGAUUUCAUGCUCCGUGAACUGUUGGCAGACGAAGCUGCCUUUGCUGAUUCAUGGGAUGUUCUCCACAAGAAAUCCUCGGCCGAGGAUAUUUGCCCUUCCGCGACUCAGGUAGGUGCGCGAAGAUCCCGCAAUGCUUUGUGCGGUGCUAUCUCAAGACUCACCCAGGAAAUUCAUGACGGCGGGAGAGAUCACCACCGCACUAGUCCUCCCUCUGGGAGCGACUUUGACCUGUCAGAUGAGUCAUCCGUUGAUGCGGAUAGCUUGUUUGCAAAAAUGUGCUUGAAAGAACCAUACACAAAGGCAGAAUUUCAAAAAGAUCAAUCGUCGGCUUCAUUCGAGCACGAAAAUCCUGCUGUGACUAACCAUGGGACUGAAUCUCGAUAUCUGACGGCGCCAGGCUCCUGUGACGAAGAAUCCUUUUCGGAUGGCUUUUCAUGCAGAAUGAGUCGUGUUUUUUCACCAGCCGCGUGUUCGACGGGUCACUUGCUUCCCUCGCCAUCGUCGAGUCUCUUGCAUCAUCGGGAGAGCCCGUCAUCUGAAUCGAUCCUGUGUCCGGCACCACUGAGAAUCACGAGGCCUCGUCGAUUUGUUAGCCUCGAGUCUCCAGUUCUCGAGCAAGCUAUCCAGGAGCUGUCGACGGUGAAGAAGAGUUUCCCGUUCGGCCAUGACAGCUGCCGCUUGACGAGUCAGAGGUCAAUUUGGACGAAGCUGAAGAAUUUCCUGAUGAGCAGGUAA